Amphibalanus amphitrite is the source of this 1818-nucleotide messenger RNA. Its product is annotated as COP9 signalosome complex subunit 4-like. Gene Ontology annotation, cellular component: cytosol; COP9 signalosome. NCBI's taxonomy places the organism in Eukaryota, Metazoa, Arthropoda, Thecostraca, Balanomorpha, Balanidae. The transcript has 6 exons. The record is from RefSeq and is a predicted model, not a curated record. Bases 163 to 1377 code for a protein of 404 amino acids.
ACACUGUGCUGAGUGUUUGCACCUUGUACCCUGCCUUGUACCCGUUUUUGCGUUGGUUUUGCUCUGAAUCUCGAUCAGUUCUCUAUAUACCGUGUCUCGAUCUUUACAUAGCUUGGGUGACCCCAUUUGUCUGUGCUGCGAGAAUCGGCAACUGCCUCUACAAUGUCAACUAACGCCAUAAAAAUGAAGCUGAUGGAGCUCUCUGGCAGUGCAGAGUCGCACAAGGAGCUGGUGACCAGGUACUCGUCCCUGCUUGACGCCAUUUUCGCCUGCGCUGAGCCCGAGAUGCUGGAGGGGGUGCGUCUGUUCGUCCGUCACGUGGUGAACGAAAACGUCAGCCUGGUGAUAUCGCGUCAGCUGCUGAGCGAGCUGUCCUCGCACCUGCUCCGUCUGCCGGACAACACGGCCCAGCAGGUGGCGCUGUUUGUCCUGGAGACGGUCCAGCCGCGCGCCAUCUCCUUCGAGGAACAGCUGGCCAUGAUCCGUCAGCACCUGGCCGGCGUGUACGAGCGCCAGCAGCGGUGGCGCGAGGCGGCCAAGGUGCUGACCGCCAUCCCACUGGAGACGGGUCAGAAGCAGUACUCGGCAGAGUACCGGCUGCAGACGUACGUCAAAAUCGCCCGAUUGUGUCUGGAGGAGGACGACCCGGACACGGCCGAGACCUACAUCACACGCGCCGGGGUGCUCGUGGGAGCCAGUAAGGACCACGAGCUGCUCGUCCACCACAAGGUGUGCCACGCCCGGGUGCUCGACUACCGGCGCAAGUUUCUGGAGGCGGCCCAGCGCUACAUUGACCUCUCGUACAUCCCAGAGGUGGAGUCGGGCGAGCGGCUGCGGGCGCUCUCCAACGCCAUCAUAUGCACCAUCCUGGCCUCGGCCGGCCGGUCCCGCUCCAAAAAACUGGCCACACUGUUCAAGGAUGAGCGGUGCCAGUCGCUGCCCGUGUUCACAAUCCUGGAGAAGAUGUACCUGGACCGCAUCAUCCGCAAACCGGAGCUGAAGGAGCUGGAAGCGCUGCUGCAGGAGCACCAGAAGGCCACCACGGCCGACGGCUCGACGCUGCUCGACCGCGCCGUGGUCGAGCACAACAUCCUCUCUGCCUCAAAAAUCUACAGCAACAUCUCCUUAGAGUCGCUGGCCGCCCUGCUUGAAGUAUCGCCGCGCCGAGCUGAGAAGGUGGCCGCUCAGAUGCUCUCCGAGGAACGGAUGGCCGGGCGGAUCGAUCAGAUUGACGGCGUACUUCACUUUCAGCCGGGCGAGCUGGGUGACUGGGACGCCCAGAUUCAGGGUCUGUGUGGCCAGGUGAACAGCCUCCUGGAGAAGAUAGCGGCGGUCAGUCCCGAGUGGACGGCUCAGGCGGCGGAGCAGGUUAAUUGAGGGAAGGCCCUGAUUGGCAGCGAAGGAGCGACUGUCUUCUCGAUAUGGACUAAACUGAGAGACGGUGAUGUGUGGCGGGCGGACUCAGCUCUGCUGUGCUCGACUUGGACGGCUGUAUGGUCUCAAUGUGGUGAGAUCUGUGUUGGUCGGAAUCGGCCACUCUUUAUUCUGCUGUAGCCGAGUCACUGUGAAAUAUAGCGGUGAACGUAGCGGUGGAAAGCUGUUCCAGCCUGCACGGCCGGUGGGGGAAGCCAACGGGCGGCAGUGACCGCAGUGACAGAUCUAUAAGGACCGCAGUGACCGCCCUGCUUGACCGCAGUGAGCGCAGUGAAAGGGCGGCGAGGGGUGCCGCCGACGCGACUGGCAAACAUGAGACACAGUAAAUGUACGUAUACAUGUUCCAAUACAUGAAUGUUGAUGCUUGUGAGGCGUUCUCUUUCA